Molecule: messenger RNA, 1911 nt
Organism: Emys orbicularis (European pond turtle)
Lineage: Eukaryota; Metazoa; Chordata; Testudines; Emydidae
Gene: SLC6A7
Product: solute carrier family 6 member 7
Exons: 14
Coding region: 1-1911 (636 amino acids)
Biological process (GO): sodium ion transmembrane transport
Cellular component (GO): plasma membrane
Molecular function (GO): L-proline transmembrane transporter activity
Source: RefSeq, a predicted model, not a curated record
AUGAAGAAGGUCCAGGAGCACCAUCUCCGGGAGCCCAUAAUUCCAGACCUGCUGAUGACCCCCAGCGACCAAGGAGAUGGGGACCUGGAGAUGGAGUACCCAGCAGAGAGAGGGAACUGGACCGGGAAGCUGGAUUUCCUUCUCUCCUGUAUUGGCUACUGUGUGGGGUUGGGGAAUGUGUGGCGGUUUCCGUACAGAGCUUACACCAAUGGGGGAGGAGCUUUCCUUGUUCCUUACUUCAUCAUGCUGGCAAUAUGUGGGAUCCCCAUCUUCUUCAUGGAGCUCUCGCUAGGCCAGUUCUCCAGCCUGGGGCCACUUGCCGUCUGGAAGAUAAGCCCGCUUUUUAAAGGUGUCGGGAUGGGCACGAUCCUGAUUGUCUCUCUGGUGGCCAUUUACUAUAACAUGAUCAUUGCUUAUGUGCUCUUCUACCUCUUCGCAUCCCUGACAAGCAACUUGCCCUGGGAGCACUGCGGCAACUGGUGGAACACCGACCUCUGCUUGGAUCACCAGGUCAUCAAGGCAGGGAAUGCUGCCAUCCCAUUCAACAUCACCAACACCGUCAGCCCGAGCGAGGAGUACUGGAAUCGUUAUGUUCUGCAUAUCCAAGGGAGCUCUGGGAUCGGGGAUCCUGGGAGAAUCCGCUGGAAUCUGUGCCUGUGCCUACUGCUCUCCUGGGUCAUUGUGUACCUCUGUAUCCUCAAGGGAGUCAAAUCCUCCGGCAAGGUUGUGUAUUUCACUGCCACAUUCCCUUACUUCAUCCUGAUCAUGCUGCUCAUUCGUGGCGUGACACUGGAGGGGGCCUGGAUAGGAAUCAAGUUCUACCUCACACCCCAGUUUGAUCACUUGCUGUCUUCCAAGGUGUGGAUAGAGGCAGCUCUGCAGAUCUUCUACUCCCUUGGGGUGGGCUUCGGGGGACUGCUCACUUUCGCGUCUUAUAACACCUUCCACCAGAAUAUUUACAGGGAUACAUUUAUAGUCACCCUGGGCAAUGCCAUCACCAGCAUCCUGGCCGGGUUUGCCAUCUUCUCCGUCCUGGGCUACAUGUCGCAGGAGCUGGGCAUCCCUGUUAACCAAGUGGCAAAAGCAGGUCCCGGCUUGGCUUUCGUGGUGUACCCCCAGGCCAUGACGAUGCUUCCUCUUUCUCCACUCUGGUCUUUCCUUUUCUUCUUCAUGCUGCUGACCCUGGGCCUGGACAGCCAGUUUGCCUUCAUGGAGACCAUUGUUACCGCAGUGACAGAUGAGUUUCCUUAUUACCUGCGGCCCAAGAAGGCUUUUUUCUCAGCCAUCAUCUGUAUCGCCAUGUACCUGAUGGGGCUCAUUCUCACGACAGAGGGCGGGAUGUACUGGCUAGUCCUGCUGGAUGACUACAGUGCUGGGUUUGGACUCAUGGUGGUGGUGAUUACAACCUGCCUGGUGGUGACACGUGUCUAUGGCAUGAAGCGGUUCUGCCGGGAUAUUCACAUGAUGCUGGGCUUCCAACCAGGGCUGUACUUUAAAGCCUGCUGGAUGUUCCUGUCCCCGGCAAUGAUGAUGGCCCUGCUAGUGUACAAUAUAGUCAAGUACCAGCUCUCAGAGUAUGGGAGUUACCGUUUCCCAUACUGGGCCGAGGUCCUGGGCAUCCUGAUGGGGCUGUUUUCCUGCCUGAUGAUCCCCGCAGGGAUGGUGGUCGCGGUGCUCAGAGAAGAAGGGACGCUGUGGGAGAGAAUCCAGCAAGCCAGCCGGCCAGCCAUGGACUGGGGCCCUUCUCUGGAGGAGAACAGAACCGGCAUGUACGUGGCUACCUUGGCCGGCAGCCAGUCCCCCAAACCCUUGAUGGUCCACAUGAGGAAGUAUGGGGGAAUUACCAGCUAUGAGAACACAGCCAUCGAGGUGGACAGGGAGAUCGAGGAGGAAGAGGAGUCCAUGAUGUGA